Brassica rapa (field mustard) is the source of this 1657-nucleotide messenger RNA. Its product is annotated as probable transcription factor PosF21. The record is from RefSeq and is a predicted model, not a curated record. Gene Ontology annotation, molecular function: DNA-binding transcription factor activity. Gene Ontology annotation, biological process: regulation of DNA-templated transcription. Lineage: Eukaryota; Viridiplantae; Streptophyta; Magnoliopsida; Brassicales; Brassicaceae. Gene Ontology annotation, cellular component: nucleus.
CCAAAUCAAAUAAAUACUUCAAAACGACGUCAUUUUAGAAAGAGUAAAAUCUUCUGUCUAGAAAGAGAAUGUUCUUCUUCCUCCUCGGAUCUCUCUGAUAUUUAUAUUUUUCCUCCUUACGCUCCCCUUUCUCUCUAUCGUCUCACUACUCAUACUCUUUCUUCUAUAAAUAUAAACUUUCCCAGAUAAUUUCCUCUACACAUCUUUUCUUCUGUGUCUCGCUGAUCAUCUCCUCCCGCUAAUUAGAUUUCUAUUAGUAGGUUUAAUGGAUAAGGAGAAGCCUUCGGGUCUUCCUCCUCCUCAUCCACCAGGUCGUUACUCUGCAUUUACACCAAAUGCAAUGAAACCUGAAUCAUCAUUUCCUCACAUAACUCCAAGUGGGAGCAGCUCAGAUGCUAACCGUUUUAGCCACGACAUAAGCCUAAUGUCUGAUAAUCCACCUAAGAAUCUAGGCCACCGCCGAGCUCACUCGGAGAUCCUCACUCUCCCUGAUGACUUGAGCUUUGAUAGUGAUCUGGGUGUGGUUGGUGCUGCUGCUGCUGAUGGACCUUCUUUCUCUGAUGACACUGACGAGGACUUGCUGUCUAUGUAUCUCGACAUGGAUAAGUUCAAUUCCUCUGAAGCGUCUUCUUCUCAAAUGUGUGAGCAGCCAUCAGAACCGGCUUGGAAUGAAAGACCGAGGGUUAGACACCAGCACAGCCAAUCUAUGGACGGGACAACGAGUAUUAAGCCUGAGAUGCUUAUGUCUGGGAGUAAUGAAGAUGCUAAGAAAGCCCUCUCUGCUGCUAAACUCUCCGAGCUUGCUCUCAUUGAUCCAAAACGUGCUAAGAGGAUAUGGGCAAACAGGCAGUCUGCUGCGAGGUCAAAGGAAAGGAAGAUGAGAUACAUUGCUGAGCUUGAGAGGAAAGUACAGACUUUGCAAACAGAAGCUACAACUCUCUCAGCGCAGUUGACUCUCUUACAGAGAGAUACAAAUGGACUGAGUGUUGAAAACAAUGAGCUGAAACUCCGAGUACAGUCAAUGGAGCAGCAAUUUCAUCUACAGGAUGCGUUAAAUGAGGCGCUGAAGGAGGAAGUCCAGCAUCUGAAGGUAUUAACGGGGCAAGGUGUUUCGAAUGGUGCAUCAAUGAUGAACUAUGGUGGCUCCUUUGGAUCAAACCAGCAAUUCUAUCCCAAUAAUCAGUCCAGGCACACUAUGUUAGCCGCGCAACAGUUCCAGCAGCUUCAAAUCCAGUCACAGAAACAGCAGCAGCAGCAACUUCACCAACAACAAAUGUAUCAGCUGCAGCAGCAGCGCAUUCAACAGCAGGAACAACAAAGCGGUGUUACGGAGCUGAGAAGGCCCAUGUCUUCUUCGGGUCUGAAAGAGAGUGUAACGUCUGAUCCUGAGGCUACCUUGACAAAAGACUGAAGAGUGUAGACUGUGUAGUGCUGUCCGAAGAUCUUUCUCUUUCCAAUACAGAGCCGUGGUGUUUUCUCCAUGAUAAGAAGAGGCUCAUUGAUAUAUUGCAUUCUAGAGUUAAAAACAAGACAUCUUAGAAGAUGUAAGUGAAAGCAUGUGUUUGUUGUCUGCUGGUAGUUUACAGUCUUCUCUUUGUACGUUUAGAACUGUGGCUUUGAAUCCAAGUCUUUAGUCUUUUUAACCAGAUUCAAACUC